Messenger RNA from Cimex lectularius (bed bug), 1897 nucleotides. RefSeq names its product phosphoribosyl pyrophosphate synthase-associated protein 2. The record is from RefSeq and is a predicted model, not a curated record. Lineage: Eukaryota; Metazoa; Arthropoda; Insecta; Hemiptera; Cimicidae. Gene Ontology annotation, biological process: purine nucleotide biosynthetic process; 5-phosphoribose 1-diphosphate biosynthetic process. Gene Ontology annotation, cellular component: cytoplasm; ribose phosphate diphosphokinase complex. The transcript is spliced from 8 exons. The coding region runs from base 199 to 1353 and encodes 384 amino acids. Gene Ontology annotation, molecular function: ribose phosphate diphosphokinase activity; magnesium ion binding.
AGGGGAAGCGCCAUGAGCAGCCCAAUCCUUAACACCAAGUUUUGACUAAUCUGUUAUCUUUACAUUCUUUUAAUUAAUUAUUUCCUCAGUUAAUCGUGUACCAUUUGACCUCUUGUCUAUCGGGUCCACUUGUGCACACUUCUAUUUCUAUGUGUACGCGUGUCUAGUCUGUUAUUUUUUUUAUCAUCUUUAUAACGAAUGAACAGGUGGCGCAUGAUGGAGGCUAAAUCGGCUUCAUCUGACAUUAUGAUUAUCCAUGGAAACUCGCAUCCAGAGUUGGCAAAUUUAAUAGCGAGUCGACUUGGAGUGAAAACUGGAGGAUGCAGUGUGGCUCACAAAACGAACAGGGAAACGAUGGUUGAGAUUGCAGAUUCUGUAAGGGGGAAAGAUAUUUACAUCAUUCAAACAGGGACUAAAGAUGUUAAUAACAACAUAAUGGAACUUCUGAUUAUGGCAUAUGCGUGUAAAACAUCAUCGGCCAGAAAUAUUGUUGCUGUUAUUCCAUAUUUGCCCUAUAGCAAGCAAUGUAAAAUGCGCAAAAGAGGAUGCAUUGUGACAAAACUUUUAGCAAAAAUGAUGUGUAAUUCAGGAUUGACCCAUGUCAUUACAAUGGAUUUGCACCAAAAAGAAAUUCAAGGGUUUUUCGAUUGUCCAGUCGACAAUUUAAGAGCUUCUCCAUUUUUACUGCAAUAUAUCCAGGAAUGCAUACCUGAUUACAGAAAUGCGGUAAUAGUCGCUCGAAACCCAGGCUCAGCCAAUAAAGCUACAUCAUAUGCUGAAAGGCUGCGAUUAGGAAUUGCGGUUUUGCACGGUGAACAGAAAGAAGCCGACAGCGACUUGGUCGAUGGUCGAUACUCUCCUCCUCCUCAGUCAAACGGAAACUCGGGAGGGACCGGCACUACAAGCUCGAGCGGAUCCUACGGCAGUUCGUACAACCCAGCAGUUGUAAGAGUUAUGGCUGCUCCGGGUGUACCAAGACCUCAGGCAAAGGAAAAACCACCGAUAAAUGUUGUCGGUGAUGUCGGAGGGAGGAUCGCUAUAAUGGUUGAUGAUAUGAUCGAUGACGUGCAAGCAUUUGUGGCUGCGGCUGAGGUUUUAAAAGAAAGAGGUGCAUAUAAAAUUUAUGUUAUGGCAACACACGGCCUUCUGAGCUCUGAUGCUCCUAGAUUAAUCGAAGAUUCUCCUAUUGAUGAGGUGGUUGUCACCAAUACUAUUCCACAUGAACUUCAAAAAUUACAAUGUCAUAAAAUCAAGACAGUCGAUAUUAGUGUUUUAUUAUCUGAAGCAAUUCGGCGUAUACAUAAUAAAGAGUCAAUGUCUUAUCUUUUCAAAAAUGUAACUUUAGAAGACUAGUUUAAAAAUAAGUAACCAUACAUUGUAGGACACAAAAGUGUCAGGAAUUAAUGUUCCUGAGAUCUUUUAGUAAUUCAUUCACUUGAGUAACUGACUUAGUCAAAAUAAGAAGUACUAGUUUCUUCUGUUAUUAGAAUAAAAUCUUUUUUUCUUGGUGAAAAGUACCUAUUCGACAGUACCCAUACCAAUACCUGUAGUGGUUCUCUCUUGAAUAUUGUGAAAUAUUUAUUUUUUCCAUCAUAAAAUGUUUAAAAGAAAAAAAAUUUGUAAAGAUGUAUAUUUUUCAAUCGAUCAAAAACGUUUUUUAUUUUUUAAUAAACAUCUUCCACAUAUUGUAAUAUUAAAUUUUGCAUAAAUCAAUUUCUUAUGAUUGUUGUCAAAUAAAAGUUUUGUCAAUAAUCAAAUAAAACUAGAUAAACAAACAAUUCUUAUUUGUGUUCUAUGUUUUAUAUUUAUAUAUUGGUUUUAAGAUCAAAUUUAUCCUGAGAAAUACAGGCUAAAAUUAAAAUUAUCCAAUAUGUCUUUAGUUCAAUUGUAUUUAUAU